CAACUCAAACACAUCGCUGAAAGAGACAACGAACCUGAUCAAAUGCUGCGUAUUAUGGUCGACUCGGGUGGAUGUCACGGUUACCAGAAUAAAUUGGAAUUAACAAACACGGCAGACGAAGAUGAUACCAUUUUUGUGAAGGACGGUGUACGAGUGGUGGUGGAUGGCAUUUCACUUCAAUUUAUUAGAGGAUCCAAGGUGGACUUUGUGGAAGAGUUGAUUGGAUCGACAUUCCAAGUGGUUGAAAACCCCAAUGCAAAGCACAGCUGUGGUUGCAAUAUCUCCUACGAUAUCGAUCUCGAUAUGAUUACCCAAAACUAA
Messenger RNA from Radiomyces spectabilis, 321 nucleotides. RefSeq lists its product as uncharacterized. The record is from RefSeq and is a predicted model, not a curated record. The annotation marks the transcript as partial. Gene Ontology annotation, molecular function: iron ion binding; 4 iron, 4 sulfur cluster binding; 2 iron, 2 sulfur cluster binding. Gene Ontology annotation, biological process: iron-sulfur cluster assembly. Gene Ontology annotation, cellular component: mitochondrion. The transcript has 2 exons. Lineage: Eukaryota; Fungi; Mucoromycota; Mucoromycetes; Mucorales; Radiomycetaceae.